UCCAGAGCCGAGACCCCAAUAGCAAUCUGUGGGAUGGCUAUGAGGUUGCCAGGCGGAAUUCGCAAUGAUCGGGAUCUGUAUAGAUUCCUAUUGAACAAAGGUGAUGCCCGAUCGAUCAUAGGUGCAAGUCGAUACAACAUUGAAGGGUUCUAUAGUCCUUACGGAAAAGAGGGGACGAUUAACACAAGACAUGGCUAUUUUCUCAACGACUUAGACUUUUCAGAUAUCGAUCUAUCAAUGUUCAGCUUUGGCGAGGCAGAAGGCACCGAACUUGACCCGAACCACAGGCUCCUUCUUGAGGUUGUGCGAGAAGUUUUUGAGAAUGCCGGAGAAGGCGACUGGAGAGGGAAAAAUAUUGGCACUUACGUUGGUCUUUUCACUGAGGAUUGGCAAGAACUAGCACACAGGGAUGACCUCAAGCAUAGCAUUCAUCGCAUCCUUGGUUCGGUUGACUUUGCGUUGCCGAACCGGAUCGCAUACGAGUAUGACCUGAAAGGCCCAAGUAUGGCCAUCAAGACGGCAUGCUCCUCUGCAGGUAUUGCGUUGCACGAAGCUUUAGAGGCUAUCAGGGGGAAAAGAAUUAUAUCUGCCGUAGUAACAGGUUCAAACCUUAUAUUCGCUCCUGGACUUACCAUAAAUAUGACCCUGUUGGGCUCACUGUCGCCAGAAGGUUCCUCAAAGUCAUUCGAUGCUGCUGCCGAUGGUUAUGCCCGGGGUGAGGCAGUUUCAGCCCUCUAUGUCAAGCGCCUCGAUGAAGCUCUCAAAGAUGGCAACCCAAUCCGUGCUGUUAUCCGAUCUUCGGCAAUCAAUGUAGAUGGCAAAACCAACGGCAUAUCUAUGCCAAACGGGGAGGCGCACGAGGAUCUAAUGCGCCAAGCUUACGAUGUUAUCGGACUGGGUAUGUCAAAGACUGCUAUGGUUGAAGCCCAUGGUACCGGCACUAAAGUCGGAGACCCGAUUGAGGCUUCAGCAAUAGGACGAUGUUUUGGAGGAGAAGGUGGAAUCUAUAUGGGCGCGAGCAAGCCAAAUCUAGGACACAGUGAGGCUGCGGCAGCUCUUACUAGUAUCUUUAAGGCAGUAGUGUCUCUUGAAAAUCGCAUCAUUCUUCCGAACAUCAAGUUCAAUGAGCCUAAUCCCAAGAUACCAUGGGACAGCCAUGGGCUUAUAGUACCAAUUGAGCCAACCGUCUGGCCAGUCAACAAAGCUGAGCGUAUCGGUGUAAACUCGUACGGCAUUGGAGGGUCAAACGUCCACUUUGUGAUUGAUUCUGCGGCAUCAUGUGGCAUCAAGAACUCCCACCUCCAUUCUGAGAGCAACAAUGAGCCUCGUAAAUCUUCGAAAAGACUACUUUUGUUCUCGGCAAACCAUGAGAGAUCUUUGGACAACGUAUUUGAGGGCAUUAAAGACUAUCUGAAUCAGCAACCAGGUCGCUUGCAUGAUGUAGCUUAUACUCUGGCAAGAAGAAGAGAGCACUUGGAUUUGCGGACCUUUGCAAUAUAUGAAAGUCCUUCGCAAUCCUUGGAAGCUUCAGUCCGCAUUAGAUUUCGGGGACCUACUCAAGUUGCCUUCAUCUUCACCGGACAGGGUGCACAGUGGGCUUCCAUGGGCCGUCUACUUACCCAAGAGUAUCCAAGCUUCCUGCAAGACAUUCGCUCGUUGAAUGCUAUAAUUCAUAGUCUACCACACUGCCCCACAUGGAAUAUCGAAGACGUUCUAUGCACGGCAGCCAGCGGGAAGCUUCUCCUAGAGGCGCAAUACUCACAGCCCGUGUGCACUGCUUUACAGAUCGCACUCAUAAACCUCUUGGCUACCUGGAACAUCGUUCCCUCCGCGGUAGUUGGACAUUCAAGCGGUGAGCUCGCUGCGGCGUACGCUGCAGGGGCAUUGACUGCGGAUGCCGCAAUCAUCGCCGCAUUCUAUCGCGGUCAUGUGUGUAAAGAAGCCAAGAAAGCAGGAGGUAUGGCUGCUGUCGGUAUGAGCAGAGAGGAUGUUGCACCAUAUCUCCAUUCUGGUGUCUGUAUUGCCUGUGAGAACAGUGGCUCUAGCAUUACGCUCUCAGGGGACUUGGACGCAUUGGAACAGACGAUGCUGAGCAUUAAAGACUCUAAUCCACUUACUUUGGUCAGGAAGUUACAAGUUGACAUGGCAUAUCAUUCCUAUCACAUGGGUCUCUUCGGCCAGGAGUACUAUGAGCUUAUUGCGAAGCACUUGUCACCCACUUCACCUACGGUGCCAUUCUAUUCUAGUGUGAGAGGCACAGUCCUCCGGUCAGCUUCAGACUUUGGGCCCCUAUAUUGGCAGCAAAAUCUAGAGAGCCCUGUCCUUUUCCACUCGGCUAUUAAGUCAUUGCUGGCAGACUCUCCGGAAUGUAGAGUGCACUUGGAAGUUGGACCUCAUCCAGCGCUUUCUGGGCCACUAAGACAGAUUUAUAAGGCAGCCGGCACAGAGAUAAACUAUGUCUCGGUCCUGGAUCGUGGUAAAGACGAUACCAUAUCAUUCCUAACUUCGGUAGGGCUCCUAUAUUGCCAUGGUGUUAAAAUAGGAUAUCCACACGGGCCUGAAAAGGUUGUUCAUGAUCUUCCAAACUAUCCCUGGAACUACGAGAAGAAGUACUGGUCUGAAACCAGAAUACAGAAGAACUGGAGGUUCCGCAAGCAUCUUCCACACGACUUGCUUGGCCUUCGGAUCGUAGAAGGAUGCGAUACAUCACCCAGCUGGAGGAAUAUACUGAAGAUCACGAACGUACCUUGGCUACAUGAUCAUCGCGUUGGCGUUGAUGUCAUAUUUCCGGCGGCGGGCUAUAUUGCGAUUGCUGGAGAGGCCAUAUUUCAGCUCAGUGGGAAAAGGGACUUCACCGUACAAGACAUGGAUAUAAGCAAGGCUCUAGUUCUAUACGCAGAUAAAGCUGUUGAGAUGGUGACAAGCUUUCACACAGAAAAACCUAUCUCGGCUGUGGGUAGUCGCUGGUUCUCUUUCCAGGUCGCCACGUAUGACGGUACUACUUGGAAUGAGCACUGUUCCGGGAGAGUUUGUGGUGGCUGUUCAUCGCCACUCCCACAGAAAGCUCCCUCGAUCCUUGAUCGAAAAGUAUCGUCAUCUCGAUGGUACACUGCAAUGGCACGGGUCGGUCUGAACUAUGCCGGGAAGUUUGCUCGAUUGAAGAAUAUAGCGGCGAGUGUUACAGACCAAGUGGCUUCGGUAGACGUUUUGGAUGAACAGGAAAGGCAUGAAUCAGCCUAUAUGCUCCACCCUUCGACACUUGACCUUGUAUUUCAGUCAUUGACUGUCGCAAAAGCAAAAGGUACAUAUCGAAACUUCGACACAUUGUUCCUCCCUACACACAUUGAAGAGCUGUACGUCGGUGAUGGAGCCAGAAAGUCUAUACGAAUCAAAAGUUCGGCAGCGACGAGAGGUGAUACUUUCACGGGGAAUUCAUAUGGUGUCACUGAUGGUGGUGAUAUUGUCUAUGUCCUGAAGGGCUUUCGAGGCAAGGCUAUGAGGGCCUUGGACUCAAAAGAGCCGCCAGACUUACACACUUUACGGCUUCAAUGGAAGCCACAUCCAGAUUUCCUCCCAGCAGGUGACUUGAUGCAUAUAACAUCCAAUGUGCGGGACUUGAUACAAUCCUGCGAAAGACUGAUGGUCCUUUGUGCUAUCGAAACGAGACAUGCCAUCGCCAGCCUGACCCCAGCUCAACCUCAUCUGGCCAAAUUUCGAUCUUGGAUAAAUGCUCAGUAUGAGCGAUAUCAGAAGCCAGAUUAUCCGUUGGUAGAAGACUCUAUGGCUCUGGUGCAGAUGUCUCCUAGCAGACGUCAACAGGUUAUUGAAGAAAAUUUCCGGCAAUGCGAAGCCGCCGGCGCGUGGGCAUAUUCAAAUGCGAUUUACCGAACAUACAAGAAUGCAGUAAGUGUAUUUGAAGGUAAAACGAGUUUUCUGGACAUUCUUCUCGAGGAUGGUGUCCUCACUGGAAUACACAACUGGUAUAACGAUAUCCGAGAAAUCAAAGAAUAUGUGCAGCUACACGGAAACGCCAAUCCUCAACUCAGAAUUCUUGAAAUUGGUGCUGGCACUGGUGGUAUCACAGCUAAAUUCUUGGAGCAUCUGCGCUCUGAUUAUGGUGAAAGACUAUAUUGGAGAUACACUUUCACUGACAUAUCAUCUGGAUUCUUCAUCGCAGCUAAGGAACGUUUCAAACACUACGAAGGUAUUCAAUAUCAGGUACUCGACAUAUCAAAGGACCCACGCAAACAGGGAUUCGUCGCCGGGGGAUAUGAUAUCAUUGUAGCUUCGAAUGUACUGCAUGCGACACCCUGUCUCCAGGACACUUUGACGAACGUUCGAUCGCUUCUAAAGCCUAACGGUCAGCUUUUCUUGCAAGAGCUUUGCCCUGUGACACAAAUGAUGAGUUAUGUCAUGGGCCCAGUCGCUGGUUGGUGGUUAGCCGAAGAAGAUGGAAGAGUGCAAUCUCCCUUUAUCUCGCCAGAAGAAUGGGACAAACGACUGCGAAGUGCUGGCUUCUCCGGGUGCAAAUCUGUUACUCUUGACUAUGAGCCGCCAUAUGUGUUGAUGGCAAACAGCGUUGCAAAACCAGCAAUCCGUGAACUGGCCCAACACAGACUCACGCUGCUACGACCAACUGUAGAGGUUCCACUUGUGGUUGAGCUCGUAACAUUGCUUCGUAAACGGAACAUUGAAUUCGACAUAUGCAUUCUGGGUGAGACACUGCCAGCAAACCAGGAUAUCAUAUCCCUCAUCGAUCUUGGCGAGAAACCAGUACUGCAGGACGUGAAUGAAGAAGACCUAUCAGAGCUUCUUAAGCUUGUGCAAAAGAUGCAAACGAGGAGCCUCGUAUGGCUCAUGCCUGCUGCGCAAAUCAAUCCAGCAAAUCCAUCUACUGGGAUGAUUCUGGGCUUGAUGAGAACAGCGAGAUCAGAGUUGGCAGCAUCAUUUGCUACCCUCGAAUUGGGAGACGGAGUCGGAGCUGCGCAAGCUGCUGUUCACGUUUUAGAUACCAUUCGUAGAUCGAAAAUCGAAGAUGGAGAAUUGGAUGUGGACAUGGAGUGGAUAUGGUACUCCGGUACUUUGAACGUCGGUCGCUUUCACUGGAUUCCUGUGGAGAAAGAUCUCUGCGACACUGUGGAGAGUCAGCCAGUGAAAGCCUUACAAAUUCGAACCCCGGGUUUCUUGGAAACACUACAAUGGACGAGCCAGGCACUGGAAGAUCCUGCGAAGGAUGAGAUACACAUUAAGGUGUCUAUGGUUGGUCUAAAUCAAAGCGACCUCCAACUUGCUAUGGGUAUCGAUAUCAGUGCAAGGACCAAUAGGUUCUUCGGUGUUGAGGCCGUUGGUUACGUUGUUAAACUUGGAUCCAGUGUUACUGAACUCGCACUUGGCGAUCGUGUUAUGACCGUCGGAGGAGAGUCUACAGGCAUUGCUACUAUCAUUGCUAGGGCGGCAGAAUUGUGUGUAAAGAUUCCACACGGACUCAGUGACGAAGAAGCGGCUACCAUGCCGUUUGCAUAUACAACAGUUCUGCUGUUUCUUGUAGAGAAAUGGAAACUACAAAGAGGGCAGUCAAUUCUAAUUCACGCCGCUACUGAAGGCAUUGGCAUCUGUGCCAUCCAAGUUGCUAGGUGGAUUGGAGCCGACAUAUUUGCGGCCGUUGAUAGUGAAGAGAAAAUAUCCUUCUUGGUUGAGACAUUUAAUCUCCCACGUGGUCGCAUCUUCGAUUUGCGAGACGGCACGUUCCCGGCAGACAUCCUUGAGGCUACUAGCAAUAACGGGGUGGACGUAGUUUUACAUACAUCGCCGAAUGAGCACCUGCAAGACUCCUGGAGAUGUGUUGCUGAAGAUGGCGUAAUGAUUGAUAUUGGAAAACGCGAUACACUGGUAGGGAGAGGGCGACUCCUAUUGACCCCUUUCGAGAGAGACCGGACCUUUAUCGUAGGGGACGCGACUCGACUCAUAACCACCAAUAAGUCCAGGACUGCUCGUCUGCUCCGACUAGCACUGGAUAAAUACGCCACAGGUAGCUUCGGACCGGUGAGACCCAUCACAAAAUUUGAUGCCCAAAACAUUGCGGCUGCGUUUAAGCAUUUCCAGGCAGGGUCUGGCAUAGGCAAAGUUGUCAUUAUGUUUCCGGAUGAACACAGAAUACGGUCAACCCCGAGUGUUCCCACUCCUAGGUUUCGCAAGGAUGCAACAUAUGUACUCGUUGGUGGCCUGGGCGGCUUAGGUAAAGCAAUCGCCAGUUGGAUGGUCGAACAUGGGGCACAGCAUCUGAUGUUCCUUUCCCGCUCUGCCGGUGAGUCGCUAGAGGACCAGGGAUUUCUGCGCGAGUUGGAAGCAAUGAACUGUUCACCCCAAGUCUUCUCCGUCGAUGUUGCAGAUGCUACCGCCAUGAAGCAGGUUAUAGCUCUGGCAGCCAUGCCCAUAGCUGGCGCCAUGCACAUGGCUAUGGUGCUAGCUGAUGCUGGUAUUAUCGAUAUGGAUCUGAGAACGUGGCAAAAGGCAGUGAAUCCAAAAGUGCAAGGCGCAUGGAAUCUGCACAACCUCCUGCCACGAGAACUUGAUUUUUUCAUUUUAUUCUCUUCCCUCGGCGGAAUCCAUGGAUACUAUGGACAGUCGAAUUACUCUGCGGGAAACACCUUCCUUGACUCGUUUUCUCAAUACAGACAAAGUCUUGGACUGCCUGCUUCAGUAAUAAGUAUUGGUCCUAUCGACGACAUAGGAUUUGUCAGUCGUACUGCAUCCGUCAGGGAGAACCUGAGACAGAGCUUUGCAAGCCUCUUGACAGAGAAGCACUUCUUGGACACUCUUCAUCUUGCGAUCUGUCGCUCAUCCAUCACCCAUGGUCCCAGGUCCUGGCCCAACACAAGCCCCUACAGUGGCUUCCAGGCCUUCAAUCAUAUCUUUCAUUCAACUGAGUCUACUACACCAAUCAUGGACAAUGACAACGCAACAUUCUGGAAACGUGAUCCUCGUAUGUCGAUCUAUCGAAAUCUUCAGAGAGUGCCUAUGGCAGAGAACAAGACUAGAAGCAGUCAAUUAGACCGUUUCCUCUCAAUCAUGGCCAAAGACCCAAGCAAGCUUGACGACCGAUCAUCAGCGAAAACAAUUGCUGAAGAGCUCGGAAAAUAUAUCACAAACCUCUUGAUGAGAGGCUCCGAGAUGGAACUAUCCCAGAGCCUCGCUACGGCUAGCAUUGACUCGCUUGUCGCAAUCGAAAUUCGGAAUUGGUGGAAGCGGAAGCUUGGAAUUGAAAUCUCUGUUUUGGAAUUGUUGAGUGGAGGUAGUAUCGAACAGCUCGGUGUCGUAGCUGCACAACGUCUGAAGACUAAAUUUUCUAAGUGACUUGAGCACUGAAGAUCUCAACCGCAUCAUUAAGGAUGUUGGAGAUUUCGCCUUGCUUGUCCCUAUCUUUCAAAUCUAUUGUGUUCUUCAUUAUACAAUAUAUAUCCGUCGA
Molecule: messenger RNA, 7465 nt
Organism: Pseudovirgaria hyperparasitica
Lineage: Eukaryota; Fungi; Ascomycota; Dothideomycetes; Acrospermales; Acrospermaceae
Product: putative polyketide synthase
Exons: 16
Coding region: 34-7353 (2439 amino acids)
Biological process (GO): fatty acid biosynthetic process; secondary metabolite biosynthetic process
Molecular function (GO): phosphopantetheine binding; oxidoreductase activity; 3-oxoacyl-[acyl-carrier-protein] synthase activity
Source: RefSeq, a predicted model, not a curated record